Molecule: messenger RNA, 5253 nt
Organism: Herpailurus yagouaroundi (jaguarundi)
Lineage: Eukaryota; Metazoa; Chordata; Mammalia; Carnivora; Felidae
Gene: FOXE1
Product: forkhead box E1
Exons: 1
Coding region: 663-1781 (372 amino acids)
Biological process (GO): regulation of transcription by RNA polymerase II; cell differentiation; anatomical structure morphogenesis
Molecular function (GO): DNA-binding transcription factor activity, RNA polymerase II-specific; RNA polymerase II cis-regulatory region sequence-specific DNA binding
Source: RefSeq, a predicted model, not a curated record
GUGCAAGGGAGCGCCUCGCCUGCGGUCUCGGCGGCCGGAGGCCAAAGCUGCGGAGAGGAACAGUCGCCGCGCUGCGCCUGCAGCUCGCCUCUUUACCCUCCACCGGCUGGGCCGCACAGGCGCGGUCUAGGCAGCCCCCACCGGAGUGCCUCAAGUCUGCACUAACUGCCCUCGCUUCAGGCCUUCCGGCCCGCAGCUUCCUCUGGGCGCAGGACUCGACGACGGUUAGCCCCAGGUCAGCGGGAGGCACAGACCAGCUGCAGGCGCCCCAGCCCUAGACCGUUUCCGGGCCCCUUGACCGCCUGGCACCAGCGCGCAAAGGGCCCUUCAGACCGCGACUAGGGCCUAGUCCCGCUCCCGACACCGCUGCCGGCUCCUGGCCUCGAGCUGCAGAACACGAGCAGAGCCGUCGGUGGGCGGGACACUCCUGAGCCUCCGUCUGCCCCGAUUCAGCCCGGAAACCGAGAGCGCCAAGACUCCAGCGCACCCCUGGAGAAGCUGUGCUCCGAGUGCCAGCCCGCAAGGACUCCCAGAGCUCUCCGCAGAGGGGUCCAGGGCCCACUCCUUUGGCCAGCAGCCCGGCCCCGCAGCCUCCGAGACCCGCCCCCGCCCCUCGACAGUAGCGGGCGGCGGGGACGCCCAGGACGCGGGACGGCUGCGCCAUGACGGCUGAGAGCCGGCCGCCGCCGCCGCCGCCUCAGACGGAGGUGCUGGCGGCCGUGAAGGAGGAGCGCAGUGAGGCGGCGACCGGGGUCCCAACGGAGGCCACGGGUCGCGGCACCGGUGGGCGUCGGCGGAAGCGCCCCCUGCAGCGCGGAAAGCCACCCUACAGCUACAUUGCGCUCAUUGCCAUGGCCAUUGCGCACGCGCCUGAGCGCCGCCUCACGCUAGGCGGCAUCUACAAGUUCAUUACGGAGCGUUUCCCCUUCUACCGCGACAACCCCAAAAAGUGGCAGAACAGCAUCCGCCACAACCUGACGCUCAACGACUGCUUCCUCAAGAUCCCGCGCGAGGCUGGCCGUCCAGGCAAGGGCAACUACUGGGCGCUCGACCCCAACGCCGAGGACAUGUUCGAGAGCGGCAGCUUCCUGCGCCGCCGUAAGCGCUUCAAGCGCUCGGACCUCUCCACUUACCCAGCCUACAUGCACGACGCGGCGGCUGCCGCCGCCGCUGCCGCCGCCGCCGCCGCUGCCGCCAUCUUCCCGGGAGCAGUGCCCGCUGCGCGCCCGUCUUACCCCGGCGCCGUCUACGCAGGCUAUGCCCCGCCGACGCUUACCGCGCCGCCUCCUGUCUACUACCCCGCUGCGUCGCCAGGACCGUGCCGCGUCUUCGGCCUGGUGCCUGAACGGCCACUCAGUCCAGAACUGGGCCCCGCGUCGUCGGGGCCCGCGGGUUCCUGCGCCUUUGCCUCGGCCAGCGCCUCUGCAGCCACCACAGGCUACCAGCCUGCAGGCUGCGCGGGGGCCCGACCUACCAACCCCUCUGCCUACGCGGCCGCCUACGCAGGCCCCGAUGGCGCGUACCCGCAGGGCGCAGGCAGUGCCCUCUUCGCAGCGGCUGGCCGGCUGGCGGGGCCCGCCUCGCCCCCCGCGGGUGGCAGCAGUGGUGGCGUUGAGACCGCAGUGGACUUCUAUGGGCGCACAUCGCCCGGCCAGUUUGGAGCGCUGGGGCCUUGCUACAAUCCUGGGGGGCAGCUCGGAGCCGGCAGUGGAGGCGCCUAUCAUGCUCGCCAUGCGACUGCCUACCCUGGCGGGGUGGAUCGAUAUGUGUCCGCCAUGUGAGCCGAGCUUUCGGUCGAAAAUUCAUAGAUAUCUCGGCUCUCCACAUGAACUAAGUUUCCCUGAGACCUGAGAACAGGACUGAAGAGAGGAUUUGAGAGCCACGUGGAAGGGACAGAGAGGGCAGGAGAGGCAUACAUAGCCUCCCAGCGCACCGCGUACACACCGGUCCGCUUUGGAAAUUGGAGGAUGUGGGGAGAGGCAGCGAGGGCCCACGGACUGGGAUAAAGGACCCUCAGUAAGGCGAAGCUCCAAAGGACAUGCCUUUCACAUUCUACUGGUGAGGGUACUUGGCGAUAAUGGGGGCGCAGCGUAGUGCGUACACCAGAGUCUAGGUCUGAACUGUGGAGAAUCACCACCAUGUCUUCACUCAUCCCCGUAUUGCAAGAAACUCGGCCGGGCCUUUUACACGGUUCUGCUUCUUGCGCCUUUGAUUACUACAGCAAAGGCUCCAAUAGCGCCUUCCUUAAGGUGAGGAAGAUGAGUUUGCAAGAGAAGUAGCCCCCUCCUUUAAAAAAAAGGGGGGGGGGGGUUCUGCUUCUCUUGACCUGGGGCUGGUUUUCCCUGCCUUUGAGAACUGCAGACCUGGCUCUUAGUCUGGAGACUGUGCCUCAGCUCCAGAGUGUGACCUAAUCCCAUCGCCCACAUCCCCAGUCUCUUCAUCUGCCAUACAAGAGGGCUGCAGGAUUCGACGCCAUAUGGCCUUUAAGGGCUGCGUCAUCGUGGAUGCUGCCCUGCGAAUCUGGCAGCAUCGGUGGGCCACCCAGGGCCUGACCCUAUUCCCAAGAACUGGAACAGAGCUUAGGACAAGCUCCUGCCCUGAAGUCUCUGGAUUGGUUCCAGGCAGCAAUUAUAUUAUAAUUUCUUGAACCUUUUGAGCAUGAUGUGCUGAUCAUUCGGCAGCUGUUAUGCUAGGUCAUAAAUUGGGUUUUCCAAUGAGACAGGUAAAAAUACAUUUGUCCAUUGUCCACGCUUUCAUUUCAGUAAGUGACCCUGCACCAAAUUGGAAAACUAAAAUUCAAAGAGACGACAGGACUCAGGGCAGCCCUUUGGUUUCGGCUUGUUGAGGUGGCUCUACCAUCCCUGGCAGUCUCUGCAGUACAAAAAGGAAAGAGAAAAAUUAACUGGGUCCGUCAGUGAAGUAAGCUUUAGAAAGAAACUGGAUUUUUAACUUUGUUUUGUAUCCGUUCGUUUUAAACAUCAAGCUGACCCAAAGCAGAGAAAACUCAACUGCAUUCCCACCUUUCUCUUAAGAUACCUUGUUAAGUUUUUAUUCUGGAACCAAAAUUUCCAGGGUUAAAUACUUCAGAGGCUCGGUAUGCAGCUCUCAGAUAAACCUGAGUGUUCAGAUGAACUGUUUUAAUAAAAAAUCUUUGAUCAAGUGAGUUCUGGCAAGAGAAACUCUGCACCUUUCUGAGUAGUUAACUUGCUAGCGAAGGGGUGGGGGUUGCGUGAGAAAGACUGAAAACCAGUGGUAAUUUUUAUUUUUAAUCUUGGGAAUUGUGCUCUCUUGUUCACAAAGGCAUGCGAAUGUGAUUCAGUCCAGACGGGUAUUUGUCUAAAUGAGUACUGUCCAGAAUGGAAACUACACGUGUAAUUUAAAAUUUUCUAGUAGCCACAUUAAUAAACAGUUGAGAUUAACUAAUAUAUUGUAUUUAAGCCAAUAUAGCCAAACUAUCAUUUCAACAUAUAAUCAAUAUAAAAAUUUGUUGAGAUAUUUUACCUUUUUCAUACUAAAUCUUCAAAAUCUGGAGUGCAUUUACACUCACAACUCAUCUACAUUUGGACUAGCCACAUGCCAAGUGCUCAAUAGCAGUAUGUGGCUGAUGGCUACCGUACUGGACCCUACGGGUCUAGAUGCUGGUCUUUCCUGACUUCAGUGGUGGGUAAAUGACCAUCUGGAGGCAGGAGGUCUCUGGAGAACUGGCCUUGCUGUCUGGGUCCAGAUUCCACAUCCAGCCCUGCGUCCUUGCAAAAGUGUAGGUAUUGGGCCCCUCUCGUCUCCAUAUAGACCCUUGCAGGUGUUAAAUUCAAAGGUUCUCCAUGGGCAUGCUAGACAGUCUGGCUCUCCCAGCCCAGAAGUCAAGAUGCCUUGCCUAAUUGGUAGUGGCCAGAAAUUGAGAGCCCUCUCUCAGGGGUUUAGUACUGGACUAGCAAGGGCCCAGGAGCCAUAUUUGGGCUGGGAAAGGGCGGUCUAUAUGCCCAGUUAGUGCGGUAGUUGACCUUUUGUCUCUUUUUUAACUACCAAGUCGACUGGAGGAGUCCCUUUUCCUCCAGUGUCCACGUUUGUGAAGGGGAAUUUGUGACUCCUGCCACGGAGUGUCCUCCUUAAGCUAAAGGGGACAAGAGAGGUGAAAAGCGCUUGUGAACUAUAAAGUGCUGGGCACAGGAGGGCUUUAAAAUUUUAAAGCGUAGCCUUAUCCCAAAGCCUGGGGAGCGUGGGGGUAAAGCUCCGGGAGCGGGAAGGUUGGGGUGGGAAAGUGCAUGCGACUCGGCACCCUCCGCCCAAUUUGUCGACUAGGACCUCAGGUGCGAUUUUGUCCAAAGAGAGGGUCUGUGCCUGGAGAAAGAGGACGCCUUGAGGGAGGGAACUGGGUGUGUGCAGAGGCAGCCUGGAGAAGACAGGGAAACGCUCCAGAGCUCCAGAGUCAGCCCUUCUCGGCCUCUUUCGGGCCACAUCCGAAGCUCGCGGGCCACCCGGCCUGCCUAGAAUGGGUGCUGCGCAGGCGAGUGAGCGCGGCUCCGGCUUCAACCACAGCCUGGCAAGUGAGCGGGCCGACCCUGCAGUCCUCAGGACUCUAAUCUUGAGAACAUUUCACUGCAGCAUCUUGGAACAUGCCAACUCUAUGAAUCCCCAAACAGUGGAACACAACCUCUCGGUUCCCCCAUCUGGGAGCUCAGAAUCGGGAGGCGCGUUUCUUUAUUUUUUUCCUCUUCUUCCUAUGCAUGAAACUAGAAAAAUCGUUUGCCCCUCUCUGGGCCCUGCACCCCAGCGUCGUGUGCAGGCGCCCCCGGGCUGUGGGUAAUUAGAUGCGUUCUUCCCUAAUUGCCCAAGGCUCGUUAGAAUUCGCCCCAGAGCUGUAACAUUUAUUUUCUUUCAAAUUAACUUUGCUUGCAAUUAAGCUUAGGAAACCAGCAACAAAAGCAGACUUGGCCUGAGGUCGUUUACUACGAAAACGGAUUAGGGAACUUUUUCCCUCAAUUUAAGGGGAAAGAUUCCUGCGGCCAGCGUUUGGGGGAAGUGUCCAGACAGCAGAGGUAAAGGGGGGCAGGAAGCUGCUGGCGGCGCUUGUAGAUGGUAACCGUCUUUGGCCUUCCUUCACAUCUCCGUGAUUCGUGUGCCCAGAGGAGUAAGGGUGAUGUCGUUGAAAUAAAUUCGGGACGGUUUCAGCUGAAUUACAAACCCAUGACAUGAAGCUAAUGUAUAUAGUUACAGUUUACCCCGCUGGCUCAUAAACAUAAUCUCAUUUACUAA